AUUUAAAAAUACCUAAAUCAAUGGGUUUGAAAGAAUUUAAGGUCGGCCUUCAUUACGAGGAAUAGGUUAGGUGCCUAGGUACUUUAUCCGUCUGGGGUUACGUAAAACGGGUAACAAAUUUAUGUACCCAACACUAACACUAGUAUCGGUCUUGCUCCAAUCUCCACCGGAUCCUACAGGAGCCCACUAUCGCGAAUUUGCCCACUUCAACUUUCAUUCAUCCGAUGCCUAUGAGCUUGACCUAUGUACAUCCGCUUCCAAAUUAACUCUAAUCCUUAUAUCGUUAAAUCCUGCCUCUCUUAGCCCGGGAGGUAAUAAAAACUAAGAAUGACGGCCGUCAGACGGCAAUAAUGCGAUUGAACUGCGCCAAUGCAGUUCUAGUUGCUGCUAUAAUAACAUCGUUGCGUUUCGCCCAUGGACAGUAUCCAAGUGCUACUCCUCAGGACUUGAAUCUUACGACCAUUUCAUCCCCAACUAGCCCUAAUAUCAAGAUCAGCUAUAAAGUACCUCAUGGAGCCUGCAACACUGCGUUCGAUACGCAAACACAGUAUACCGGUUGGGUGAGCCUCCCGGGCGACUACCCUACCAACACGUUCUUCUGGUUCGUUGGUGCGCGAGACCAGCAGGCAAAUUCCAGCUUAACAAUAUGGCUCAAUGGUGGCCCGGGCUCAAGUUCCAUGUUCGGCUUCUUUACGGAGAACGGCCCGUGCGAGGUGGUUGAGAAUGGCACCGACAAGUUUACAACCAUAGCCCGGGAGUGGGGCUGGGAUCGGGCGUCGAACAUGUUAUUCAUCGACCAACCAAACCAAGUUGGAUUCUCUUACGAUGUCCCUACGAAUGGCUCUCUUAACCUGCUUACCAAUGAGAUUUAUAUCCCACCUGAUAAAAGACCGGAUUCUCUACCGCCCAGUGCGUAUCUUAACGGUACAUUUAGUUCCAUGAAUGUGAGCAAUACGGCCAACACGACUGAGGCGGCUGCUAUUACUAUAUGGCAUAUGCUACAAGGCUUCUUUGGAGCUUUCCCUGAAUUGAAACCACCAAAGGACAACGUCCUAGGUGUGAACCUAUUUUCAGAAAGCUAUGGGGGGAAGUACGGCCCUGCAUUUGCGCAAAAAUGGGAGCAGAUGAAUAAGGCUCGAGGCAACAAUACUGUUUUAAACAGCACUUCUGUAGAAAUUCGCCUUGCCUCGCUAGGUAUUGUAAACGGCUGUGUCGAUGACCUUAUCCAAGCGCCAUAUUAUCCCGUCAUGGCGGUUGAUAAUACCUAUGGUUUUCCUGCUAUCAACUCGGUCAGGGCGAAAAUGGCCAAUGCCAGCUUCUACAACGACGGUGGGUGUCGCGAUCUGCUCAACCAAUGCCGCGCUGCCGUCGCCAGUAAAGACCCGACCAACAGUGGUUCGAUCCCAGAGGUAAACAGUAUCUGCGAGUCCGCCUAUAGCAACUGCACCAACAACGUCAUGCUUCCUUACUUAGACGCCGGUCGUAGCGUCUAUGAUAUCGCGGCCCCUGUGCCAGACUCAUUCCCGCCGCGACAGUAUCUGGAGUACGUGAACACGCCGGCUUUCCAAAAGGCCAUCGGUACACGUCUCAACUACACGGAAGCAAAUAGUCAGGUCGCAGCAGCCUUCCUUUCCACUGGCGACUACGAACGCGAGGCAAUGGUGCCCAAGCUGGCCUCGCUCCUAAACGCGGGGAUUCGCGUGGGCUUGAUAUACGGCGAUCGGGACUAUAUUUGCAACUGGCUAGGCGGCGAGGCAGUAUCUUUAGCGCUCGCCUCGACCGCGACAGGCUACGAGGCAGGCUUCACCUCCGCUGGGUACGCACCUAUCAUCGUCAACGACAGCUACAUCGGCGGCGUAGUGCGACAAUUCGGUAACCUAUCCUUUAGCCGCGUGUACCAAGCAGGCCACUUCGUGCCAGCCUAUCAGCCAGCCACGGCCUUCGAGAUAUUCGCGCGGAUCAUCCGCGGCGAUAGCGUGUCUACCGGCGAGGACAUCGAUCUUUCCACGUAUAACACGACGGGCUCCGCCGAAGCCAACAGCGCUCUCGAGCUGCCCGCCACCCCGUCGCCGACCUGCUGGCUCCGCGACGUACCCGGUAGUUGCAACGAGGAGCAGCAGAUUGCCAUUUCAAAAGGCGAAGCCUUCGUCGCCAAUGGCAUCGUGCAGACUGGUCCGACAACAACGUCGCCGCCCGCGUCUGCUGUUGCCGACCCCUCGACAACUACGACACAGCUUACCGGCUUGUUUACGGCUACCGCGACACCGUCUAGUGCAGCCGUGCCAAGUAAAAGAUACGGUGUUGACUUGCGGUUAGCUGUUGGGAGCGGCGCCAUUGUUGCGAUAUUGGUCGGUUCAUAACCUUGAUCCUAACCUCAUGCAAUAUUUUGUUCAGUAUAC
This is a messenger RNA of Daldinia caldariorum, 2399 nucleotides long. Its product is annotated as alpha/beta-hydrolase. Gene Ontology annotation, cellular component: fungal-type vacuole. Gene Ontology annotation, molecular function: serine-type carboxypeptidase activity. Gene Ontology annotation, biological process: proteolysis. The coding region runs from base 351 to 2360 and encodes 669 amino acids. The record is from RefSeq and is a predicted model, not a curated record. Lineage: Eukaryota; Fungi; Ascomycota; Sordariomycetes; Xylariales; Hypoxylaceae. The transcript has 3 exons.